Molecule: messenger RNA, 3602 nt
Organism: Apis laboriosa (Himalayan honeybee)
Lineage: Eukaryota; Metazoa; Arthropoda; Insecta; Hymenoptera; Apidae
Product: protein bowel-like
Exons: 3
Coding region: 1101-2732 (543 amino acids)
Biological process (GO): embryo development; embryonic hindgut morphogenesis; regulation of transcription by RNA polymerase II
Cellular component (GO): nucleus
Molecular function (GO): RNA polymerase II transcription regulatory region sequence-specific DNA binding; DNA-binding transcription factor activity, RNA polymerase II-specific
Source: RefSeq, a predicted model, not a curated record
UAAACAUCAUCAUGAAACUUGUUCCAUCGGAAUUAGGCGGAAGGGUGUCGGUCCCAUCGCUAGGGCCUGCUCCAGGUUCUCCUGCGUCUCGGUUGGACUCCCAUUGGCCGGUUCCAUCGGACUCUGUCGCACCGUGGUCGGGCCAGGAGCGAGGCAGUCGGCGCACAGCAUCCAGCAGCAGCGCUACUAGCGGCAGCCGAACGGAAAGACUCCCAGGCAAGUCGUGGCUGGUUACUUGUGUGCUCGCGUGCGUGUAGACUAUGCGUGUGCCUCGGCUGCGUGGGUGUGCGCCGAGGUAGCCUACCUGGCGGCGUCCAACACGCAGUAAACCGCGCGCUCCUUCGUAUCCACAAUCGUGAAACCGAAGGGACGGGUGUCGCGUCUCUAUGCUCGCCAACCGCGAUUUUAUAACUUUUCCGUACUAACCUUGCCUCGAGGGCCAAGUGUUGCGCCAAGAUUUCUCUUGAAGGAGAGCAGUGUUUCUCGCUAGGGUGUCGUGAAGAAUUGUUCGAAGAGUUCGUGUUUCGCGAGUGCGUGCGGAUUCGAAAACUCGUGUAUCCCUCUCGUCAAGUUGGCUCACAAGUGUAUCGUGUAUGUGUGAUUACGCGAGUGCUAGUGGAUGGUUUCGCGAUAAAACGACCGAAAUACGAACAGUGAUAUCGUUCGUGAAAGCGACUCGAUGUAGCCUGUACUGGUGUCGCGACGAAUGCUUCCGCCAACGAUCGCUGAACAGGAUCACACGUCGGAGAUGCGACGGUGGACCGAUAUCGGUGGAGAGUAAACGCGAGAUCGGGAAGUGUUCUCGACGGCCGACGUUUCCCUGGUGAGCUUAUAUUCUAUGGAUCGAAAGGAUUUUUUGGUCGUGGUUUGGCGUGAUUUCGUUCGCUUCGAUUUCGAUGGGUGACUCGGAGGGAUAGAGGAGAGGAUAGUGGUCCACGUUCGUCACAUUCCAGUGGGCAUUGGCGAUUCCAACAUGGCCGCUAGGACUAGCCGUGACCGCUGGGUCCGCGGAAGCCAUGUUGGCAGGUGUGCUCGGCUCGAGAUAACCAGUUCACGAUCGUGGAACGCACGCGGCUGGCAAACGGGAGCGUGUCAUCGGUAUGCCGACGGACAUCGUGGCGUCGUCGGCCUCGGCCUCUGCCACGGUCACGGAGGAGACAAGCAGAGGUCGAGAGCUAGGCCUUGGGCCGUCACCAAGGUCGGCUCCCUCUUCGGCGAGCGCAUCAUCCUCAGGAUCAGCGGCGCAGUCGACCUCGAGGGGCUUCGAUCCGUCUAGCGCUCUGGCCGCUUAUCACCAUCAUCGACAUGGUCUGGUCGCUGGAUUGGGCCACCCUCACCAUCGCGAGUCCUCUGCAUUUGUGCCCGUGGUACCUUCCAGGCUACACUUGGCACCAUAUCCAGGCGAUAUGCAUCCUCACCUGACCGGCCCUCCACCGUCCUCGUCGACCACGUCGAAUCCGGACCACGAGGUCGGUGCAGAACCAUCCGUCGCGAGAAAAUCCUCGUCCAGUUACGAGAUCAUGGCUAUGAUGGCGGACAAGCGGAAAGAACUGGCGGCAAGGGCUCUCUUGCUUCCUCCACCGCCUCUGCUCGAACCACCGCCUGGUUAUCCGGUAUUCGCUGGCCCAUUCCCGACUGGGUCGGCACUCUAUCCACCUGGUGGACCCCUCGCGCAUCAACACUUGGAUAGGAGAUUGCUCAGAGCGCCGGGAAGGGCAUCCAGGCCUAAGAAACAGUUUAUCUGUAAAUUCUGUAAUCGGCAGUUUACGAAAUCGUACAAUUUGUUGAUCCAUGAAAGAACGCAUACGGAUGAGAGACCGUACUCCUGUGACAUUUGCGGCAAAGCUUUUAGAAGGCAGGAUCACCUUCGAGAUCAUAGGUACAUCCACAGCAAAGAGAAGCCCUUCAAAUGCGGCGAAUGCGGCAAGGGUUUCUGCCAGAGUCGUACCCUGGCCGUGCACAAGAUUCUCCACAUGGAGGAAUCGCCCCACAAAUGUCCCGUGUGCGCUCGAAGCUUUAAUCAACGCAGCAAUCUGAAAACCCACCUCCUCACACACACAGAUCACAAGCCGUACGAGUGUACCUCCUGUGGCAAAGUGUUCCGCCGAAACUGCGACCUAAGGAGACACGCAUUGACGCAUGCAGUCGGUGAUGUGCCACCAGAAGCGCUCGAGGAGGCGCUCAGAGACGACGACAGCCCGGAAGAGGAUUGUCCGGAGCCUGGCUCGUCGUCCUCGGCGUCCACUACCAAUUCAACGUUACCAUCCUCGGGGACGAACGCUUCUUACCCUCCUCAAGCCUCGUCGGGACCACCGCAACCGCCUCCACCUCCAACUUCAGCAUCCACCCUUCCUCAGAGACCUCAACUACAAAUCAGAAGAGAUCUACUCCCAACUACCGUGAAACCGUCCACUGUGACCAGCAGUGGAAGUGGCGGCCACUCCGUCGCUCAGAAUCCUCCAGGCGCGUUACCACCCCCGCCCCCGUUAAUCCUAACUUCCUACAGACGAAGAAUAGGCUCGCCAGGACCGUCCAGGGUGCUCCUGGAACUGCAAGAACGCGAGAGGGAGCGAGAACGUGACAUCGAGCAAAGCAGAGAGAGGGAGCGCGAGAGGGAAAGGGAGGAGGAGGUAUCACGACCACCCAGAGCACCCACCCCUCAACCACCACCCCCACCCAGACCUGCUCCUGCCAGGCAAGGAUUCACUAUAGCGGAUAUUAUGCGUCGGUAGAGGGAGAAUCUGUUUUAUCGGUGAAUACCAAAUGAUCGUCUGCUGUGAAAUUCGAUUGGGUACACGUAGGACUGUUUUUAUUGGGCCGUAAGUGAGAUCGUUAUUUGGACGUCAUUUGGAAUAUGGUUCAAGUGAUCGAUUAUUUUCUGAAAGGAACUUUCGUUUUCGUUUUUUUGGAUGCGGCGAAAGGUGAAAGAUGGAGUGUGGAUAGGAUUUGUAUGUGUGAGAUUUUUUUUGUUGCUGCAAUUCUGGAAGGACGAUGACACAAUUGAAUUGCCGAUGAGCCAUAUUACAUCGUUGAAGUAAAAAUAAGAUAAAUUGGGAUAAUUCUAAUUAAUUCAAAGUUUGUUUUAUAACUGUGCCAUUAUUCUUCCAGACAUGUUGAUAUUCUCUUCGUUUCAAAGAAUUUGUAAUAAAUUUGUUACAUUUUUUUUUAUUAUUUCUCUUAUUAUAGAAAAUAAAUAAAUCCUGCAAUUAUUUAACACUUUUGCUGCUACUCGUUUAAUUAUUUUUAUAAAAAACUUAUUUUUUGUUUUAUAUAUUCAAAUUUAAAUUAAUUUAAUCAGUUGGAAAAAAAAAUUAAAUUUCAAUAGCAGUAAAAGUGUCAAAUUCUUUUUUUUCUUGAAUUGUCAUCUUGACACGAGAAUCGUUUUUACAAUGAUAGAAAUAUCGUCACGAAAGUGAAAUAUUUUUUCAAUUCUAUUUUGAAGCAACUAUCUAUGAUAUACGUAGAAUCCUCGUGCUCAAUAAGUAUCCAUCAAAAGAUUAAAAAUUUCGAAAGCAUUGUAACAGACUGUGGUGUUGUUUAUUUUAUUAAGUUGUAAAUGUAUAAUUUGUAUUUUUUUUUUUUUAUUACAGAAUUAAAAUGAA